Coregonus sp. 'balchen' is the source of this 2482-nucleotide messenger RNA. The record is from the annotation of a GenBank genome assembly. NCBI's taxonomy places the organism in Eukaryota, Metazoa, Chordata, Actinopteri, Salmoniformes, Salmonidae.
AUGUCCUCCGGGCACCAGAAAGCAACCAUGAAGCGAAAGCAACAUCAAGAAGUGGCUGUCACUGUGUCUAGCUUGGAUAACAAGUCAAAAAAGACCAAAAGUAUGUCAAAGAAAGCCCCUGACAGUAGUGAUGAAGACUCCGAGCUGGAACAAAACUUUGCCUUACUCAGUAAAAGGAGCUCCUCAGGUAUCAGCGAGGAAGACCAGGAAGAGUCUGGACGAGAGGAAGAGGAGGACAGUUUGAGUGGUGGAGAAGCUCUUGAGGAUGACAGUGACGAAGAGGAGGCUAAUGAUGAAGAUGAUGCAGAGGUUGAAAAUGUAGAGCGUGAUGGUACUGCUGGUACUGGUGGUGAUGAUGAUGAAGACCAGACAGGUUUGGGUAGUGACACUGAGGACUCCGAGGAUGUCGAAGAUGUCACAGAACAACCGGAAACGAUAAACAGUGGUGAAAUACAAACAAAAGACGACAUUAAAAAAGGUAAAUCGUAAGCACAGUUUCAUUCACUGCAGUUGAUCUCCCAGGAACAAAUGUUAGGUCUACAGGAUAGUUUGGUGUGUUCUCCAUCUCAUUUACGAAGAACAAAUCCUAUAGCCAUACUGAACUAUAACUAUACAAUUUGUAACCAAAUGGAAAUUGUCUGCAUUUGUAAUUUAAACAUAAGGUUGUAAAAUAUUAUCUACUAGUGAAACGUCAUGUAUUCUAAGCGAGCCAGCGAAUCCUUCAUUGUUCUUUAUCAUUUUUACAGAGCUUUCAACAAUGUCUUUUGAGGACAUUCUGGAGCUUCAAAACAAGGUGGGGACAAAGGUCUAUAAUGAAAUAGCCUACGGAACAACCAAGGUAAAACAAACACCCACGAAGAAACGCCUCAACAAGAAUAGGUAAUGUCCAAUUGUCUGUUCACCUUCAUGCAUUAGAAUAAGGGCCAUUCCAAUAGCUCAGUUGGUUGGAGCAUGGAUGGCGCUCUCAAUACCAGUGUUAUGGGUUUUUGAUUCCUAUGUGAACCACAUUGUAUGUGUUACACUCAAUACAUACAUUCAGUAUCGGUAAGUUGUUUUGGAGAAAAGCUGUUAUUUCAGCACUGUGGGGAUGGUAUAUGUAUUUAAACUCCUAAAAAUGAUUUCUCAAACAUUGUAUUUUGUUUUAAGGCCCAUGGAGAUAUCAGCCAAGAGGCCCGUCCCUUUUCUCAGACAAGUAGUUCCUGUCAAGAAAACAGUAAGGCACUUCUGAAGUCUUUUGUAGACUGACAUCAUCUCCAAAAUGUUGCUGUUGACCUCUCAACCCAUCUUGUUGCAUGCUGUAAUUGUCUGUCACGUUUUUUCCCCCCCAGGUGUCAAGAGAUCCUCGAUUUGACGAUCUGUCUGGUGAAUACAAACCGGAGAUCUUUGAGAAAACCUACAGAUUCAUCAACGACAUCAAACAGCGCGAGAGAGAUGUGUGAAAACGAUAAAGUCUAAUCAGUCCAUAUUUGUCUAGUCCAUAUCAGUCCGUUUUUCAUUAUUAGACAACAUUCAUUUAAUAGGACUUGUUCUGCAUAUCUUUUGUACAUCAUGGUCCUGUUUGUCCUCAAGAUUUUUACAUUUGACUAUCACUGAUUUUAAUUGUGUCCAUUCUUUGUGGUGUGUGUGUAUAUAUAGGUAGUGCAGAAGAAGCUCAAGAAACCAUUAAAGAGCAACCAGAAGAAGGAGAAACUUCAGUUCCUGUUGAAAAGAAUGGUGAGUUAACUGCUGAACACACACACACCCAUGCAAAGUAGUUUUAGAAUGAGGACUGCUUUUUCUUAGAACUCACCUGAUUCCUUCUCAUAUUCAGGAGAACCAGGAGCGGGCCCGGAAGAGCCGGGAACAGCAGCGUGAGAAGGAGCUAGAGUUCAAGAGGAAACAGAGAGAGAUGGCGGGCCAGGGACUGAAGCCUUUCUUCCUCAAGAAAUGUAAGUGUAUUACCAGUCGGGGUGUAAAGCAUGACAUUCUAUUCUAUAGUCUAUUUAUUCUAUUCUGAAGGCUAUUUAUUCUGCUCUAUAGACAUUAUUUUUCUAUGUUGUAAAGCUCUUAACUUCAGAUAUGAUACAGUUCUAUAGUCAAGGCAACAACAAUGCAAUAUUGUUGAACCCCUCUCUGAAUUUGUCACUGGACUAUAAUACAAUGCCGUACCCUGUUUGGUUGGGUGGGGAAUCUCUCAUGUUUUUUUCACAUUGUGAUUCAGACAUAUUACAAUGGAAUAAGAGACUGUAUCACUGUCCAAACGUCAUCUUCAUUGACUACAAGACACUUGUUGUAGAAAUGCCAUUACGGUGAAAGUGCAGAUAGGAUACUCAAAGCCUUACUCUGCUCUCUUAACCCUCUCACAGCCGACAAGAAGAAGCUGGAGCUGGCGGAGAAGUACAGCGAACUGAAGAAGAGCGGCAAGCUGGAAAACUUCCUCAGCAAGAAGAGGAAGAGGAAUGCUGGCAAAGACCGUAGGAAGCUGCCUUUCCAGCAGAAGUGA